Molecule: messenger RNA, 5260 nt
Organism: Phalacrocorax carbo (great cormorant)
Lineage: Eukaryota; Metazoa; Chordata; Aves; Suliformes; Phalacrocoracidae
Source: RefSeq, a predicted model, not a curated record
GCGCGGCCCAGCCAGCCCAGCUCUUCCUGCCGCCCGUCCGCCAUUUUGCGGAGCCGAGGCGGCCCCUCAGACAGCCCAGCCUGCUCUAGGCCCGGCGCGGCGGCCCCGCUGCGGGACAUGGUGGAGCAGGUUUGAAUAGCUGGUAAUUAACAUAAUCAUUUGCAAAUGCAAUGGAAGAGGGCAAGACUGAAGACGUCCAGGGUAUUCUACGACUUAAUGUGCGAGGAUGUUUAUAUACAGCCAGGCAUGAGUCUUUAUGCCGCUUUAAGGAUUCAAUGCUAGCUUCUAUGUUUAGUGGACGCUUUCCUCUAAAAGUAGAUGAAUCAGGAGCAUGUCUAAUUGAUCGAGAUGGAAGCCUGUUUAAAUAUCUUUUGGAUUACCUUCAUGGAGAAGUUCGGAUUCCCGAAGAUGAACAAAUUCGAAUUGCACUGCAGGAGGAAGCAGAUUAUUUUGGCAUCCCUUAUCCAUACAGUCUGUCUGACCAUUUGGCCAAUGAAAUGGAGACAUAUUCUUUAAGGUCAAAUAUAGAGCUUAAAAAGGCUUUGUUAGAUUUCUGCGAUUCUUAUGAUUUAGUUUGUACCAAGCCUACAGUUUGGGUCCUGCACUAUCUCAACACUUCUGGAGCAAGCUGUGAAAGUAAAAUUAUUGGUGUGUAUGCCACAAGAGCUGAUGGGACUGAUGCAAUUAAUAAGGCGCUAGGAACAAAAAUUCAUAGUAAAAGCAUUUACAAAAGAGAAGCUGGAAAUAAUGUCCAAUACAUCUGGAGCUAUUACGCAGUAGCUGAGUUGAAAAAGAUGAUGGAUGCUUUCGAUGCCUGGGAAGGGAGAGGUGUCAGCUACUGGAGAGUGCCUCAGGGGCUGAUUGAAUGUUGGACUCUUGAAGAGCGCCCUUUGAAAGGCAGUUUGCAUCAUAUGCCUCCAGUUCAUAAAAGGUUUCAGCUAAAACUCCUGAUGUACCACAGUGAUCCUGGUGAGACCAUAUACUGUCUUGAAAUAUUGCGAUUAACCGACUUUACUGAAGAGGAAGACUAUUUACCAUGUAAAGCAGGUCCCAAGCCAAUUAGAUUCUCAGGUCCCUCAACAAGUACUGAUAUCAAAGUUAAGAAUUCAGCUUCAUUAAAGGUAGCUGCUGGCAACGCGUCAUGUUCUGCAGUGACUCUUAAACGACCCCAUCGCAAAAGUCUGACGCUGCACAAAGUAGCUUCUGAAACUGUAUCCACGACAUGCAUGUCGGCGCCCAGCAAUUCCCAGGUGCCCUGUGGAAGGCAGAGUGCUGAUGACGGGGCACCAUGUCAGAUGACACUCAAGACAGCAGCAUCUACAAAGCCCGUCAGCAAUCGUGUAGUAAAGCUGAAGCGAACUCCACUUUUUCGUGUGACGCCAUCUCAGCCAUCAUCUUCUGUAUCCAGAAAAACAAGUGAACAGGACAGAGCUGCUGUUGAAAUUCCUGCUACUUCUAUGGUAUUAAACAAGAAAGAACCAGCUGUAUUAGCAGAGAGUAUUAAGCUUAAGAAUGAUAAAGUGGAUGGAUAAUGUUUGACUCAGCCGGGCAAACUAGGUAGCUUUGCAUCAUCUGGUCAAAGAAGAGAUCAUCGUCUCAUGUGGUCGUUUAUUCAAAGAUUUGGUAGAAAAAUUUAUGAUGAAGUAGUUUGUGAAAAACAUAGGGAGAAGUUAUUUUAAGUGAGCACUGUUUUCUGCUUUAUUUCUAAAUAUUUCUUAGAUGUUGGGAAGGGAGGAAGAAAAAUGGAUUAAAAAACCCCUCAAACACAGAGCAUGUGCAGUCCAAUAACACAGUAUCUCAUGUUUGUAUUUCGGUUGGGCUGUACUAAUACAAAUGAUCUUGUUAAAGGGAGUACUUGCACAGCAUAAAAGCAGACCUCUUUAUCAACUUUAACUAGCUAACAUUAACUAGAGUUAAUUUCCUUAGUUUGUAUUUUAAAAGUGGUGGAAAACAGAUAACAGUAAGUAGCUUUUAUUAGCUACAAGUUUGCCACAAGUAUGCAAAAUACUGAGUACUGUGAAGAUUCCUGAAGUUGAAUGAAUGUACUUACUGGUACUGCUGGUGAGGGUAAGUCACCAUUGUGUUAUUAACAGCAAUGAAAGGGCCCACAUAUGCUUAUACACAGUGCAAAAAUUCAGAAAUACAGGAAGGUAAGAAGCACCCCUAGCGAGUAACAAGGCAAUUUUUUCCAUAGACCUGCAACAUACACGUAACUACUUCCCUAACAGGGUGUGACCUGCCACUGGGGUGAGCUGCUGCAGACAGCCCGUGCAGCCUUGGCGUUUUGUUUCGCACCACUGUGAGGUGUGUUUUCUGCAGCUGCAGGGAACUUCACAGGCCCUUCCGGUGUCCUUCUGCAGGUCCUUUCAAAUGAGGAGGGGACGACCUCAACUCCUGUGCAGCAGAGCAGUGUUAACAGAGGUGCCCUGGCUUGAAGAAAGCUAAAAGAACCCCUCCUUCCCCUGAGCAGGAUAGAGGAGAUCUUGUACCAGGGUAAAUUCUGAGUAAUGAUGCUGAAGUGAAGAGCUGCUCUAUGUUUCUGUCAGCAGAGGAAAGCUGAUCUGGGCUCACUGAUUUUAAAAAGCCCUUUUAGUUGUUUAAAUCAGUGAACGAAACCUGGCUUUGUUUUGUGCCUUUACUUGCUUACAGUUGGGUGCUGGGGUUUUUUUUUGUUGGUUUUGCUACUGUUUUUGUUUUUCCAGCACAGUAAAUACAGCUGUCCCUAAAUGUCGAUUAGUCAUAUCACAUUGCCAAAAUGCAAUGUUUCUAAAUUUCUGAGACUAUGAGAAUUAGAGGAGGGUUCUUUAAGUAAGUGUGUUACUUUCUAGAUCAUUUAGAAGCCAUCACAUUUUCAGACUUUUCUCCUAACCACAAGGACUUGAAACUUUUGCACAAGUGAAAAACCCAAAUUUUCAUGUACUGAUGUAUUUUUAAGGAGACACUUUAGCGAGAACAGUAGUCACCAUAAAGGUGACUGUAAUUUUCUGCUAUCGGGAUGUAUAUUGAAGACCAGCUUACCUUUAGAAUCUUUAAGCUAAUGGUUUUUCUUAAAAAAUAAACCCAAAGAGCAACAUCUCCAAGGCUUUUCCUAUCCCAACAAAAUUUCACUAAAGAAAGAACAAGGCAAAAAUUAUGGAAAGAUACUAACACAAUGUAAUCUCCUAUUCCUUGAGCAUGCAAUUCAUUGUUGACACUAAGUUUGUGAAAUUUAUUUUUCAUAGUAAUCUGAUUGAAAAGCAGUUUUUAAUACUUAUCUUCUGUGUGACUUCACUAUUUAUUGAAUAACUGAGGCACUUUACCAUGCGCCUUUAAAUCUUUUCACAAUGCUUCCUAAAGCCGAUUUUCUUCCUCUUCAACUUUGAUGAAUUUCGAAGGCUUCUACGAACAUACAAUAGCAGAAUCGUAGAAUCAUUUAGGUUGGAAAAGACCCUUAAGAUUGAGUCCAACAUCACACUAAAGUUCAUAAAAAGUAUGGAAUUUUGCACGCGUACAAGGAAAAAGCUUUGAGAAUGAUCCUCCAGGACUCUGACUUUGCACUAGCUCAGUGUUUGUUUAAUUAUUCUGGUAGCACAAUAUUUUUUGAGUAACAUGCAUGUAAUUUGCCUUACAGUGGCUUUAAUGAGAGUUUUCUCUUUGUCCUAGACCUACAGGCUUGUGGUUAAAAGAGGGGAAAAAAACCCCAAACAAACAAAAAACCAACUCCCUUGAAUUUCAGAGAUGAAAUGGGAAGGUGGCUGUGGUAAGGAGGUGGAGCAAGAUUGAUGUUUUUUUUUGAGGGACUUGAUUUUAUUUAUUUAAUUGGAUGAUGUGCAAACAUGGCCUUUCAGCUUAUCUGGGUAGGCACUUUUUGUGUGGGUUUUUUAUACCUGUGAAUCUUGCUAAGUUUCUCUUAACUGAGGGACUGAUAUUAAACAGUUUUAUAAUAGCUAACCUUCAUGGUGACUUUCACUACAAAAAUAGCCUUGCCCUUAUCUACCCAAAGCCUUUUAAAAUGUGUCUGUAAAACAGAAUUUCAUCUUUUCUAUGGGAGGCCAGUAGCUGAAAACAGAUGAAACUUGCCAGUCCAAGGACGAGUCAUCCCUCAACCUGGCUAACGGACUGAUUUUUGAGGCCUGGAACAAGGAACAGGAAUUCUGCGAGUCUGAAUUACCUGCAGGUUGAAACUUCCUCAAAAGUCUAUGUUCCCCAGUUUCUUGAAAGUCUGCAGUUUUCUUACCAUUUCACUUGUCUAACUUGGAUCACGAAGUACUGUCUGGUACUGCAUUUGCACUGAUAAGCUGUGAUUCAGUGAUUUACUGUGAAAAGUGAGCUUGGGAUGCAGAGGGCCUAUUAUCACUAAGAUGUGAUUCAAAUAGAUGUAAUUCUAUCUGCGUGCUUUAGAGUAUGGAGAACUCAUUUGUACUUGAUGUAAGCAAGCAGACGUUAUUUCGUGGAUAGGCAUAUGUUACCACUGGUCCUCAGGGAGAGCUUUCAUCAGGCUUGUUUUCAGUUGAAAAGCCAAGGAAAUACCAAAGCUACCUCUUUCUUUUUUUUCCUUUCAAACAGUUCCAGUUAUUCCCAUACCAGUUCUUCCAGAGCAGAAAAAUACUCUUUUAAACCAGCUACCAUUAAAUUGCUUAGAUAAUAAAUAUUACGUAGUUUAAACCUUACUAUGGCUAAAAAGAAACACUAACGUUACCCAGGAGUAAGCAGAUUUCAUUUACUUGGUUCUUACCAAUCCACGAAGGACAAAUUCUCACCUGAUAAAAACAGGAGGCUAGUUGUGCCAUCAAAAACUUGGGAGUGAAGCUGUCUGUCCCUCAGCUGCAGUUACAGACUCAAAGUGUGGUUAGAAGUAAAAUUCUAAAUACUCUGUGAUAAUAAAGUCCCACAAAAGUCUAGAUUAAUUCUGGGCAAUAGCUUUUAAUAAAAGAUGUUAAGCAGUAGAAACAAAUAAGGCUGACAGUACAGACCUUUGCUGCUUUCUAAGCGUUCUGGAUAUCUCUUCUUACAGAAUUUUCUUCUUGCCAAAAGUCUGGUUGUUUAUACCAGAAUUGAUCACUCUUGUCUGAAAAUUACUUUGCAAAUUCACAGGGUCACAUGAUCAGCUGUGUGGCCUGCCCAGAAUUUGCAUCAAGGAUGUGGCUCUUUUCAAAAUUGCCAAUUUCAAAACUGCCAAAAUUCCCAACCCACCCCCCUGUCUCUGGUACAACAUACGCGAACAUUUUCGUAUAGUUUGGUUUAGUAGUUUGCCAUAAUAAAAUAGCUGUAUUGUCUCAAA